Messenger RNA from Chenopodium quinoa (quinoa), 944 nucleotides. Its product is annotated as trafficking protein particle complex subunit 2-like protein. The record is from RefSeq and is a predicted model, not a curated record. The coding region runs from base 143 to 574 and encodes 143 amino acids. Gene Ontology annotation, biological process: endoplasmic reticulum to Golgi vesicle-mediated transport. Gene Ontology annotation, cellular component: nucleus; cytoplasm; TRAPP complex. NCBI's taxonomy places the organism in Eukaryota, Viridiplantae, Streptophyta, Magnoliopsida, Caryophyllales, Amaranthaceae. The transcript is spliced from 5 exons.
GCUAGUUGGAAUUAAAAAAUAGAGUUAAUAUGAAACGGAGUAGUGAAGCCUUCUAAGUUCUGUUACAAAAGUUAGUUGUUUGAUGUAGGUGACUUUGGUCUAACACAGCUGAAGUUAGACAUUUUUCAAAACUUCCCAAAAGAUGAUCGUCUGUGUUGCAGUCGUCGGCCACCAGAAUAAUCCACUCUACAUUCAAAGCUUUAAUGAAGGUGAUGAUGCCCUUAAGCUUCAUCACAUCGUUCACUGCUCCCUUGAUGUUAUUGACGAACGAGUGAACAAUCCCAAGAAAUCUGGGCCGAUGCUGAAUGAAACAUUUUUAGGUCUGCUUUAUCCAACAGAAAACUACAAAGUAUAUGGCUAUUUGACCAACACUAAGGUGAAAUUCAUCUUGGUAACCACCGAUUUAGAUGUAAGAGAUGCUGACAUGAGAAAUUUCUUUAGGAAGUUCCAUGCAGCUUAUGUUGAUGCGGUUUCAAAUCCUUUCCACGUCCCCGGUAAAAAGAUAACCUCUCGGACAUUUGCUGAAAGGGUCAGUAAUAUUGUCAAGUCUUUUGGAUUGGGUUCAUCUGGAUGAAGUGUGAAACUGUUAACAUCUGCUCUUUAUUUGGGAUUCGUGAAGCCUCUAUGCUCGAAGUAUCUGACCUGUUUUCAUUGCUGAAGGAAGUUGACUGCAGCCAAAAUAUAAGGUGAUUUCAUUUUGUUAUGGGGAUUGUAGCAGUUAGGCACAAAUUAUAUUAUCAUGAACUAUCCUGUUGAUGCCCUGAUUUUUUGAGCUUUUAUCUCAUAAAGAAGCUAAAGGGUAAAAUCUGUCAGAGCUUGUAUAUUGUCACCUGAUCUUUUACAUUCAUUCAAUAGCAGGGGUGUUUUUGUAGAAUAUCAUUUUCAUUCUUAUUUCAAUUCAUAAAAGUCAGUUUCUUAUUGACUUGAAGACACUUUCAACUAUA